CUGGCGUUUAAACGGGACUUGAAGUAGCUCAAUCCUCUCACUCGUUAUUGUCAACAUUGAAAAGGUGACGCACAGGAACAACUUUGCACAUCGUUAUGGCUGAAAGGGUAAAGCUGCACUACUUCAAUGGGCGAGGGAAAAUGGAGUCAAUUCGUUGGUUGCUUACGGCUGCAGAGGUGGAGUUCGAUGAGUUCCAUCUGACCAGUCGGGACCAGUACCUCAAAAUGCUAGAAGACGGAGACCUCAUGUUUCAGCAGGUGCCCAUGGUGGAAAUCGACGGAAUGAAACUCAUUCAGACAAAGGCCAUCUUGAAUUACAUUGCCGAAAAGUACAAUCUGCAUGGAAAAGAUAUCAAAGAAAGAGUCAAGAUCAACAUGUAUGCGGAAGGACUGAUGGACCUCAUGGAAAUGAUCAUGGUAUUACCCUUCACCCAAGACGUGAAGACAAAAUUGGACAACAUUGAAAAAAAAGCAAAGGACCGCUACCUGCCCGUGUUCGAAGAGCAAUUGAAGGACCACGUUUACCUGGUAGGAGGUCGGAUGAGCGUUGCGGAUGUACUGCUGCUGGAAUGUACGCUCAUGCUGGAGGAGAAGUUUGCGGGGAUACUGAAAAACUUUGGUAACGUCAAGUCCUUUCAGGGUCGCAUGCAGUCCCAGCCUGCCAUUUCUCGAUUCCUGCAGCCGGGAAGCAAGAGGAAGCCUCAGCCUGAUGACGUUUACGUGAAAACUGUCCGGGAGGUCUUUGACUUAAAAAUAGUACUGUAAAGUUCCCUCAACUCUUGAAUUACAUUGGAACUAUUGUAAAAGGUGAGUCAGAAUAAAAAGUCUAUGGUAAAAAAA
Molecule: messenger RNA, 839 nt
Organism: Corythoichthys intestinalis (scribbled pipefish)
Lineage: Eukaryota; Metazoa; Chordata; Actinopteri; Syngnathiformes; Syngnathidae
Product: glutathione S-transferase A4-like
Exons: 7
Coding region: 96-764 (222 amino acids)
Biological process (GO): glutathione metabolic process
Molecular function (GO): glutathione transferase activity
Source: RefSeq, a predicted model, not a curated record